Molecule: messenger RNA, 702 nt
Organism: Meloidogyne enterolobii
Lineage: Eukaryota; Metazoa; Nematoda; Chromadorea; Rhabditida; Meloidogynidae
Source: the annotation of a GenBank genome assembly
AUGUUAUUUACAAAAAUUAUGAAAUUUCGAAUUUUGGAAUUAAUUAAUGAAAAUUAUGAUGAUAUACAUCCAGCAACACGUUCUGUAGAGGCAAAUAAACGUGUAACGGCUGCUUGGGAACGUGUAACUACUGCUAUGAAUAAUGAAUUCCCUGACAAUAUUGUGUCGACUAAACAAAUUAAAGAAUGCUUUAAAUAUCUCAAAAAAAUUUCUAGAGACCAAACUUCGAAAGUUUGUUAUGAUGAACAAAAUGUGAAAAAAGAAAAUGAUGACACAAGUACAGCCUCUAGCAAAUCACCUCCAAUAGUUGGUGGAAUGCUCGAAAAUUUUCUUUGUGGAUUACCUGCAGUAAUUUCAAGUAUUAAUGAUGACACUUUGGAAUUUAAUAAAAACCAAAAUAAUUUUUGUAUUACUCCAAACAAUUGCUCAACUACGCAAAUUGAUUUAAAUGAAAAUUCAAAUCAAUCUUCAACUUCUAGAAAACGACCAAAUAAUUUAUUAAAUUCUGAUGCUUUAAAAAAAGCAAAAUUAAACGAUUCUGAGGAAAAUGAUAAUAAUUUAUUGGAUUUACAAGAAUCUUUAUUAGAAGCUAAAUUAGAAUUAACAAAGAAAAAGAUUGAAACUUUGGAGAAAAUAAAUAAAUUUUAUGAAAAUGGACAAUUAUUUUUUAAAGCGGGAAUUAAAUUUUUUGAAAAUAAAUGA